ACGAUGCCUGGGUCUCUGCCAGUGAAUGCUGAAUCCUGUUGGCCCAAAGAUGUGGGAAUUGUGGCACUGGAAAUAUAUUUUCCCUCUCAGUAUGUUGACCAGACAGAGCUGGAGAAGUAUGAUGGUGUGGAUGCUGGCAAGUACACCAUCGGUCUAGGCCAGGCAAGGAUGGGGUUCUGCUCUGACCGUGAGGAUAUCAAUUCCCUCUGCUUGACUGUGGUUCAGAAGCUCAUGGAGAGGAACAACCUCUCCUAUGAUUGUAUUGGUAGACUAGAAGUUGGAACGGAGACCAUAAUUGACAAAUCAAAAUCUGUGAAGACUGUCCUGAUGCAGCUUUUUGAAGAGUCUGGUAAUACAGACGUAGAAGGAAUCGACACCACCAAUGCAUGCUAUGGAGGCACUGCUGCUCUUUUUAAUGCUAUUAAUUGGAUUGAGUCCAGUUCCUGGGAUGGACGCUAUGCCCUCGUGGUGGCUGGAGACAUCGCUGUGUAUGCCUCUGGAAACGCCAGGCCCACUGGGGGAGCUGGUGCUGUUGCAAUGCUGGUCGGCCCAAAUGCACCAUUGAUUUUUGAGAGAGGGCUGCGUGGAACCCACAUGCAGCAUGCGUAUGACUUCUAUAAACCAGACAUGGUCUCUGAAUAUCCUGUAGUGGAUGGCAAGCUCUCCAUACAGUGCUACCUCAGUGCACUGGACCGCUGCUACACCAUCUAUCGCAACAAGAUCCACGCCCAGUGGCAAAAGGAGGGGACAGACAGACGUUUCACCUUGAAUGACUUUGGAUUCAUGAUCUUCCAUUCUCCGUACUGUAAACUGGUACAGAAAUCUGUGGCUAGACUCCUGCUGAAUGACUUUCUCAGUGACCAGAAUCCAGAAACAGCAAAUGGUGUUUUUAGUGGUCUGGAAGCUUUCAGGGAUAUAAAACUUGAAGAUACAUACUUUGACAGAGAUGUGGAAAAAGCUUUUAUGAAAGCUAGUGCAGAGCUCUUCAAUCAGAAAACCAAAGCUUCAUUACUUGUAUCCAAUCAGAAUGGAAAUAUGUACACCCCUUCAGUCUACGGUUGCCUUGCCUCUCUUCUAGCCCAGUACUCCCCAGAGCAGCUCGCGGGACAGAGAAUCAGCGUGUUCUCAUAUGGCUCUGGUUUUGCUGCUACCCUGUAUUCCAUCCGGGUCACACAGGAUGCCACUCCUGGUUCUGCACUGGACAAAAUAACUGCCAGCCUUUCUGAUCUCAAAACAAGACUCGACUCAAGAAAAUGUAUUGCGCCUGAUGUCUUUGCUGAAAACAUGAAGCUCAGACAGGAAACACAUCAUUUGGCCAAUUAUAUUCCACAGUGUUCAGUCGAGGAUCUCUUUGAAGGAACAUGGUACCUUGUGCGUGUGGAUGAAAAACACAGGAGAACUUAUGCCCGGCGCCCACUCAUGAGUGAUGGACCUCUGGAAGCAAGAGUUGGAGUUGUCCACCCAGGCAUUGUUCAUGAGCACAUCCCAAGCCCUGCUAAGAAAGUGCCAAGAAUCCCUGCAACAACAGAAUCUGAAGGCGUUACUGUCGCCAUUUCCAAUGGGGAGCAUUAAGAUACCUCUGUGAGGUGGGGAAAAGAAAUGAGGUGUGAGGGCAGGGUGAGAGAGAGAGAAAAAGGAUUGCAGUAGCACUGAAGUUUCAGUGUACAGUAACGCUUAAAUGGAGCAUGAAAAAACUUACUUAGGCUCCUUGAAAAAAAUCAUCAUAAUACAGUGUACUGAUUUUAUAGUAUUUUCAGAACACUAAAAUCAGGAGUAUAUUGGAGAUAGAGGGACUUGCCAGGUGCUGUGGGGAUUCCUUAACAUAUCUGAACUUUUUUUAUUGCUGAGAAGUAUCUGUGGUCUAUUGCAAAGUCUUCGUACACAGAAAGGAAGAAAAAAGAAGGAAUCUUCUGCCUGCUCUUCCAUGUCAAAUGACUUGAAACCUACACUGUUAACUACUAGUACUCAAGUGUGUGCAAAAUAGUCCAAGCUUUUAGUGUUAGGGUUCUCAGUGCCUUGACAAUAAGCAGUCAACCUUCUGAAUACUGCAAUUCUCUUUCACUUUGUCACCUUCCCUUUCAU
Molecule: messenger RNA, 2082 nt
Organism: Cinclus cinclus
Lineage: Eukaryota; Metazoa; Chordata; Aves; Passeriformes; Cinclidae
Gene: HMGCS1
Product: 3-hydroxy-3-methylglutaryl-CoA synthase 1
Exons: 9
Coding region: 4-1572 (522 amino acids)
Biological process (GO): acetyl-CoA metabolic process
Cellular component (GO): cytosol
Molecular function (GO): hydroxymethylglutaryl-CoA synthase activity
Source: RefSeq, a predicted model, not a curated record